UUUGAAGUUGUAAUCAGUAUAUAAUUUACCGAAUGCUAACAUUCCUCCCUGAAAUCAAUGACUUAGAUAAUGAACAUCACUGGUCUCAAAAUGCAGCCUUGGUGUACCCCCAGCAAAAAUAAGUUUGGAUGAUGACAAAUAACGUAUGUUAUCAAACCAACCAUAAUGAUCUAUUCUGACAUCAUCAGAAAUCCGGCUUGAUUUGUAAAAUAAGACUGUUAUGUUUUCAUGUAAAGAAUAUGCCUGAUACACGUUGUGAGAUAUGGACUAGUUUCUAUUGAUGUGGAUGUGGGCAUAUAUAUAAUCAACCAAAUGAGUGAUUUUAAAAAUAACAAUUCCUACUUUGUUUAUUGUAUACUUCAACAUUGUCUGACUGAUACUGUCUGCAUCGUCUUGUAACUACUUGUUUACAAUAACAUACACAGGGCACGCGAGUCUAAAUAUAGAUUUUAACAUCAGUGCCCUGUGUUUCUGUAGGUGAUUCACAAAGAAGCUGCUAGACAACAAUGACUUACAAACCGUCUGUUCUGGCCUUGGUGAUGGUUGGCCUGACCUUUUCAUUGUGGACGAUAGCCAUGGUUACACCAGGGUGGCUGGUUUUUUAUAUGAUUAACGAGCUCUAUCCACAGGGGAUGGAAGCGGCCCUCAGUAUAUUCUAUUAUACGACGUGUUUUGCCUCCAGUAUUUGCGAGACUGAAUCGCUGUCUUCUUCCAAAGAAGAUCACUCGUCUAAACAACUGGCAAAAAUGCCUCACACCCUAGAAAUCCAGCUUGAAGCUUGCUUUGCCCUUAUCGUAUGCGGUGCUGGUUUCAUUAAAUUACUGCUGGUUAACAUGUCCGCCCUUCCAACUUCUUCCCAGAUCGUGACAAGUGGGAUCCUGGUAUUCGUCGGAGUGGCAUCUGAAGCUACACUUGUUGGUCGAAUGAUUGCUGCUAACGUGAAUAUAAAAAACGCUUUCACUUUGUUACUUGAGAUGUCAUCUACAGAACUUCAACCAUACCAAGAGAGCUACCGUCUCGACGUUCCAUACUCCAUCAUCAUUGCGUUACUCGGCGUCGUCACUGGCAUCAUCUCUUGCUUUGUUCUCAUCUCCUUCUUCUGCAGAAAUCGAAACUCGCCCGUCUGAUAUCAACAUGAAAAUACAAUAGUUUGUACGCAAACGUAUUCGUAUAUGUUGUUGAACAAAAGCUUUCACAAUCGUUGCUUAAUUUGCAAGAAUCCAAUAUCAUGAGAAUUUACAGUUCUGUUUUCAGCAGUGUAAUCUUUAUGAAUUGAACGAGAGCGAUGCACACUUUCAGUAUGAUAUAUGGCUAGGACUGUUUGUAUGUUGCAAUGGGUAUGCUAUAAGUGAUGUUGGUUUUGGUUUCGUAUACUUUCAGAGUCGGUAGGUCAAGAAAGUAGUGCAUCAAAAUGAAGUAGUACCUCGAAUUUCCUUAGAGUACAUGUAUUCAUCAGAUUUUCAGAUUCAUGUUCCUGUCAUGAAGACAGAAACGCCAUUUUAGAACGUAUCACUGUUUGUAAUUAUCUUUUUGCAUUAUUUGUUAAUUACUCCAGAAUAAGGAAUUCUAUAACCUCACUUUCAUUUUUUGGGGAUUUCUAAUCUAAGUCAUUUUGCCGGAAAACAAACUGAAAUGGAAAACAUAACAACAUAUCACUUGAAGGACACUUGAUCGUCCAAAGAAAAUUAUAGGGAGACCUGUGUGAAAAACGAUUAUCAUUUUCGCCUAUGGAAUACAGUGAAACUUCUCAGAAAACUGGUUCUCCCUGAAUAUCGGCCGAUUUUCAAAGUCCCGGCAGAAAUCUUAACAUUUCCUUGCAAAGAAAUUCUUACAGAACCGGCCACCCCUGAAAACCGGACAACGGCCACUUUUUAAAGAACAUUUGUUAACAGACAUGUGUAAUUUACCCUUAUGACACCGGCCACUUUCUAAAGACGAGAACAUUUGGCCAGAAGAGUGAUCAAGAUCGGCCAGGUGUGAAAAAUGACUGACCGACUGGCCAGGUGGGAAAUUAUCGACCGGAGGAGUGAAAAACGCAACAACAACAAAAUUAUUUAUUCUCAAAUAGAUACAACAUGUGUAUUGUAGAGAAGCAAUUCGUAAUAUAUAAUACAAUAUUGUACAUAGCAUGCAGUUAACAUGGAGGACAUACCCUCUCUCUUAUAACCAUUAAAAAUUUGCAUAAUCUUUUAAGUACAAUAAUAUUUUUACAAUUAAGAAGCUGUUUAAAUUUAUAUCUGUCUGUUCUAUUUGUAUAAUAUCUAUCUAAGCUUUCCAAUCUUGAUUUCUUAAUAGUUUCAUCAGUACAUAUAAAUAAAUAAUGGAACUCAUCAGCCAAAUCAUUAUUAUUACAUAAAGUGCAUACUCUUUUAUUUCUUGGAAUGUUUAACCAUCGUCCUGUCUCUACAGGUAAUCUAAAAUUUGAUGCUCUAAAUCUACAAAGUAUUUCUCUUUUAUUUUUAGGAAGUUCAUCUGAAUAAAAUUAAAAAUUUGGUUCAUUUUUAAAGAUGGAAUAAUUAAUUGCUUUUGACAAAUUGCAUAAAAGUUCAUUCCAUUUCUGUAUACUCUGAUCCUUCAGUGUUUGUAAUACCUUUGCAUUUAACCAAUCUGUGUUUUAAAAAAAAGCUUCAUUUUCCCAUACAUAUGACAAUCCACACUCAUUUAAAAUGUUUCUAAUGCAUUUUAUCGAAGGGUUAUUAUUAUCUUUACAUAUAAGUGAAUACAUAUUUUUGUAAUUUUUCUAUUGUCUGAUAAAAUAAUUUUUGACCAAAA
This is a messenger RNA of Ostrea edulis (European flat oyster), 2772 nucleotides long. RefSeq lists its product as uncharacterized. The record is from RefSeq and is a predicted model, not a curated record. Lineage: Eukaryota; Metazoa; Mollusca; Bivalvia; Ostreida; Ostreidae. The transcript is spliced from 5 exons. Bases 507 to 1127 code for a protein of 206 amino acids.